Molecule: messenger RNA, 2816 nt
Organism: Prorocentrum cordatum
Lineage: Eukaryota; Dinophyceae; Prorocentrales; Prorocentraceae
Source: the annotation of a GenBank genome assembly
GAGGGCCCGUGCGCGGCGCCCUCCCGCGGCGCCCGCGCGGGCGGGCCGCGGCGCCCGCCCGCCGAUGCCGCCGGCGCGGAGGCCGCGGGAGACCGUCUUCCAGGUCCGCUGCGAGACGAGCUUCGGGGCCGAGGUCCGUCUGGUCGGCUCCACGGAGGCGCUCGGACAGUGGGACCCCGCAAGGGGCUUGCGGCUGGAGACGAGCCCGAAGCUGUACCCCAGCUGGCGCUCGAGGCCGACUGCGCUGCUGGAGGAGGGAGAGGUCGAGUACAAGUACGUCAUCGCCGCCGCUGGCCAGGAGGUCGCCUGGGAGCGCUGCCCGAACAGGCGCCCGCCGCCCCUGUGGCGCGAGGCCAGCGAGGACUGCUUAGCUGUGCUCAUCCAGCACUGCUUCGGCGACCCCGCCGAGGAGCGGGCGGUGCAGCUGAGGCCGUUCCCAGACAGGCGGGCCUUCUCCUGCCUGCGGAAGGCCGCCAGCUCGCCGUGCAGGGGGGCGGCCCUCCGUGCGUGCUGCGCCGGGCUAGGGUGCCACGAGGAGCCCGCCGGCGGCCGGGGCGUGCUGGAGGAGCUGGUGCCGGAUUCAUGUUCGGCCUCGGCCGACGGUAGCAGCUCCGGCGUGACCAGGGCCAGCAGCUCGGAUUCGAUGAACCUGCUGGACGAGGUGGCCAAGGAUGAGCGCGGGCGGGACCGCCAGCAGCUGCUGGUCUGGCCUCCCGGCGUCUUUGCUGGCCACGUCGACGUGCUGGGGUCCUUCACCCAGCCGCCGUGGGGCAGGCCGCUCGCGCUGCACCUCUGCCCCGAGACCGGGGUCUGGUGGCUGGCCGUGGAGGAGGCCCUGCCGGGCCUGCAGCCGGGCACCUACGAGUUCAAGUUCCGGCGCAACGGCCAGGACUGGGCCGUCAACCCGGCGCUGCCGGUCCGGCGCACGUCCGAAGGGGCGCAGAACAACACGCUCGUGAUAGACCGGCGGCUGAUGGCGCGCAUCGAGCGCAGGGCCGGGCAGGCCCCAGCCGCCGCGCCGCCGCGCGGCCCAGUGGGCGCUGCGGCCCAGCUGCCGUCCGCGCCGCCGCCGGCCGCGUGCCGCGGGGUGGCGCUCGCCGAGGAGGGCAGCGACGCCGCAGGCCCCGCGUCGGGCAGGCCGGACGACCAUUCGGCCGACCUGCGGCUCGCGCCCAGGCGCGCCGUGUCCACGGCGGAGAGGCUCUGGAACGGCGGCGACGACGGCGGCGGCCCAGGCACCCCAGACUGGCAGCAGCGCACGGCCUCCAUGCCGCGGCUUGCCAACGGAGGCUGCAGGGGGUCGCUGCCACUGGACGUCCUUGGAGGCCUGUCCGGCGUGUCGGAGGAGGAGGGCGACCUGUACGGCACGGACGUGUCGUUGCUGCUGGAGCUCCCAGAUGUGAAGCGGUGCACGGGCCUCGCUCUGGUGGCGGGCGCCUUCAACAGGCCGAAGGACGGCACGGUCGGCGAGGAUGCCUACUUCCUGGAGCUGCCCUUUCUCGGGGUGGCCGACGGCGUGGGCGGCAUGCAGCACGUGCUGGGGCACAGCUCGAAGGCCUUUGCCGAGGCUCUGAUGUCGAGGUGCCGAGAAUUUUCCUGCGAGUUCGCCGCCGCCGCCGCGACGGGCUCGCUCAGCGCGCUCGGGCCAGGCCGGGCCGCGAGGCAGGUGCUAUGCGAGGGCUACCGCGAGGUGCAGGUGCACGGCGCCUCCACCGCCGUCAUCUCCUGGCUUGACUCCCGCACCAACAAGCUGGGCGUCGCCGUGCUCGGGGACUCGGGCGUGAUGGUGGUGAGGAGGCCUACGUCCAGGCUGAGCGAGGCUGCCGAGGGCAGGGUGCACAGCACGCGCAGCUCCGUGGUCUUCAAGUCCCCCUCCCAGCAGCACGACUUCAACUACCCCUACCAGCUAUGCCGGCUACCCGCGGCGUUUCGGAGGCUGCAGCUCCGGGGGCCAGACAAGCCGACCGACUGCGCGGUCUUCGAGGUAGAUGUCGAGGAGGGAGAUCUCAUCCUCUGCUACAGCGAUGGUGUCGACGACAACCUCUACGACCAGGAGAUCCUCGACAUCUGUGACCGCGCCCUGUCGCCGUACGCGGCACACGUGCUCGGGCUGCCGGACCGGGACGCCACCCCCCCGGAGCUGGUCUCGCGCGCCGUGGGCGCCGCGGCGUACACGCGGUCGCGCGACCAGAAGGCAAGGGUGCCCUUCGCCGACGCGGCCAGGAAGGCCGGCUGGCCCACGGCGUGGUGUCGAGGCGGCAAGGAGGACGACAUCACCUGCCUGGCCGCGUGGGUGCAGCACCAGCCCACCGGCGCCCAGGCCACGCCUGGCAGGGGCGCUUGACGCCCGCCGCACCGCCGAGUGCAGAUGCGCCGCCACGUGCCACGGAGGCCUGGGCGAGGGCGCCGUGCAGAUCGGGUGCGGCAGGGCCGCGCCGCGUCGACGCGGCGGCGACGCCUCGGCUACACAGAGGGGCCCAGCAUGGCCCCGACGAGGAGCAAGCCCUGACGUCUUCGCGUCGUAAGUUUUUGGACGUGUUCUGGCCUUCUUGGAGGCUCUCUCGCCUCGAGAUGCCUUCCAGCAGGUUGGGCGCCUUGGCGCCACACAGAUGGAAGAAGCGCAGCGGCGCGAGAGAAGUUUUCGGCCGCUGCCAUGCCGCAUUCUGCCGCGCGCGCGGCCUGAGCAGGCGUCUCGCGAUAAGUGUGUAGGGCCUCGCAAUACCUCACAGUUCGUUUUAAUCCGAGAAAAGGAGAGGCGACACCACCACCACCAGCGGGCCGCCUCCAGCGAGGACGUCCCCGAUGCUUUCCUCGAG